AAACCUCCUCUGUCACUCCCUCGCCCAACACCAGCAGGAGCUCGAGUGGAGAGGGAGAGAGGAGGGGGGAGCGACAGAGUGGGCCUCGAGAACGACGGGAUCUUCGACAGCAGCACAGACAUCGAGUCGUUAGGCCUGGGUCGAAUCGACAAGAAGCUGCGGCCGUCGAAAGGAGCGAGAACGCACCUCACGAACGCCCUCGCGACGGUCGUAGUCAUCGUAGCCGUGGGCGGGGGCUGGUACCUCUCCCGCGACUACCUCCGUCAGGUACUCCUGUGGGUAGCGGUGCAGGAGGCGUGGGCGGUCGUGCUCGUCUUCCUGGGGCUCUUCACCGUCGUCUCCUUCCCGUUCAUGUGGGGCUACAUCCUCGUGAACAUCUCCGCGGGAUACAUGUUUGGGACGUGGCGAGGACUGGCCGUGGUCGUGUCAACCGCCACCGCCGCCGUGUUCCUCGUGCACACGCUCCUGCGCUGCUGCCUGAGGGAGUUCCUCCAACGACGUGUGAUGACUUCGAGAGUCUUGCGCGCCCUUCUGUCUGUGUUGGGCGGGAGUCAGGCUUUCAAAGUCAUCGCCAUCACGCGCCUCACGCCCAUCCCUUUCGGUUUGCAGAAUGCGGUGUUUGCUGUGUCCCGCGUUUCGACUUGGCUCUACCUGUUCGCAACGGUACUCGGCUUGCUACCAACCCAGAUCUUGAAUUGCUACCUUGGGACGACUGUUAGGAGCUUGGACGAGGUGGUUUCUGAUUCCUCGUCUGCCACUGCUACAGGAUGGAUUGUAUUCGCGGCGCAGAUCAUCAUCAGCAUCUGCCUCACUCUGUGGGUCGUGCGUCGUGCCAAGGCGGAACUCCACAGCACGAUGGCGUUACAGCUUUCGGACACCGUCUCGACCACGGCUUCCGCGAGCCUCCCCUGCACGCCCAAACGAGUUCCCAACACGUCCAGUUACCGAAGGGCAUCCCACACCGACGUCGCCACCAUCACAACUUCGGGCGUCCUCGAGAACCACGUGUACAAGGGCGGCGUCCCCGGCAGGAAGGACCGCAGCUCAAGUCUCUUUCUCGAGCUUCUUCCCAACAAUUUGAAGCAUAUGGGUCUGACCUACGGCGUCGAGGAGGAGGAGAGCAAGACCCAUCACAAGGGGGAUUCCACCAAGGGGAAGCCUGGAGGAUCCCCAACCACGUGCUCCACCUCCUCGUCCUUCGUUCCACACAGCUCCACUUUUUCCGCCUCCCGCAGUUCUUCCACCGACGAUGACUUUAUCUUCGUCUCCGCUCCCGACCAUCCUGCGUGAGACAAGCAUCCUGAGGAGGUCACUUCGGAAGUCAAAAGAGGUCGUGGGAGCUAGUGCCAGGCGAACAGACGCUGGUCGGAAGGACACGCGGGGAACGAUCAACUUUCGUACCGGGGCAGACAGCGGGUGUGAGGGAAAGAUUGUCCAUUAGAUGGCAUCGGAUGCAAUGGCCUUACUGCGCGUGAUUUAUUUCGUUAUGGUUACUGGCUUUGAGACAUUUUAUGGCUUUACUGGAAAAAAAAUAGUGUGGUUCGUUUUCUAUCCACUCUUAUGCUAAGCCAUUGCUUCAACCUAACUCAACGCGUGCACGUAGUAUUUUCUCAACAAUUUUGAAUUUCUUGUUUUCAGUAGCCUAAUUCUAUAGAACAGGGUUCCUUCGUCGUCCUAUUGGGUAUACAUCUGCUUUUUGCCUUUCUGUUUUUAUUAUUAUUAGCUAUCUAGUUCAUUUUCUCUGUAUCGCUACCUUACUUUUCUUCUUCUCCAAACUAAUAGUCAAUUAUGUGUCCAAAAAGGUUCUCCUAUUUUAUCCAUAAAGGCAGUAUCCCUAUCACGUAGCUUAUAAUACUCUCUCCCUAGGGAUAUAUUACCCCAACUAAAGUUAAUAUCCAACAGCUUCCACAUCCUUAUGUGAUAUCAUCCAUGUUAAGCUUUAUCACCACUCCUUCAAACCUCUGUUCUCGUCUCUCUUUGAACUCAUAACAAGCUAUUAUCUUGUUAUCUAAACUACACUUAAACAAUAUACAUUCUCCCUUCUCUUCACAAUCACGUUUCCUCGAACCUUGUUGAUUUACAUGCAGACUGCUUCCAAGUUCUAAUCUAAGGUUUUCAAAUUCCUAUAUCAAGUGCCCUUAUUAAUACUGUAUAGUGUAUUUCAACCUCGCACUUUCCUCAACACUUUUACACUAUAUCUACCUAAACCCUUCUAAGCCAGGAUUGUUCUGUUCCAGACGUAGUGACAAUAUGCUACGUUGCGAUUGUCACAAUAUCAGUCCUGGUAUAUACAGACAAAUACAAUACACAAAAUGGGUUUAUUUUGUAUGUAAUAUAAGCUAAAUUUGUGCACAGAGUUUUUAAGGCAUUGUAUCAGCACGGUAGAGUAUUUUGGCAUAUAUAUAAUUCAUAUUAUUGUAUGCCCAAGGUCUAUAUAAGUUUAGACCUUAGUUCAUGUCAGCCCUAUUAUGUAGAGAGAGAAAUCUAACAUUCACGAACGAUAGAGUAACAUUUACCACACACCGACUCCCUCUUUCCGUCCACAUUUACAAAGCACAGCCUUAACAACAUCUCUUUCCUGUCUCUCCCAUCACACACUAGCAUACCUUGCUUUUAUUUCCGCGUCUUUAACAAAAGGCAAAUAACUGAGAAAGUUUUGAGAACCGAGUGAAUUUGUGGCUUAGAAACGCCAGAUGUCCUUGAGGAUAUUAACUUUGACGAUCACUCUACGUUUUUUUAGCCAGCCGUAAGGAAACUUUAGAACAGGUUUAUAGUGAUUGUAUUGUAUUGGGUCCUCCCAUAGUACCAUGCUCACUCUACUGCUAUGAAGAACAUUUGAUUACUUCUCAUGUAUGAACCAAUUGCAUAAACUGACUUUUCAUAAGAAAAUUUACUAGGUACAAUUUAUCGGAUAUGACAGUGAUGAUAAUCAUGAACAAUCGCGUUAUUUUGCGGAAGUGAAAUCGGAAAGGAGAUGUAAAUGUGUAUAUUUGUGUGCUAGUGCAUUCGGAUUGAGAGAACAAAGGCCACCAUAGAAAAAAAAACCUGCGUCUCUUUCAUCCAUGAUUAAAUAUACUGUGAUUUCUGAGUGCCCAUGACAUUUCUCCAAUAUGGGAAUAAAUCAUCUGUAAUUCUGAACUGCAUAUUGUUCCCAUGAAAUCUUCCAGUAUCUUACAGAUUUUUGGACUGAAAUUUACUGUGGAAACACUAUACAACAUGUUGUUUGAAACAAUAGGAGAUUUUGCAUUUGAAAUUCAGUACAAAUGAAAUCAUUAAUAUUUCUGCCACAAGAAGUGAACUGAAAGUGUUUUUGUUUGCUUUAUUCUUCCAUUGAAACAAAAAAAAAAAAAAAUAACCAAAAAAAUGAAUUCAUGCUGAUUAGCUCAAGUAGAAUAUCAUUGAGAUUAGGCUCAUUUAGACGAAUAAGUAAAGCAAAGUACAGAAUAAAAUAGUAUAUACUAUGAUCCCAACCAUAUGUUUUAUAUUCUAGUGCUAUGUAUGAAUAUAGUAACUUACUAUUUGUAUACAAUGAAUAUCUAUUGGUGAGUAUAUGAAGCAUACAUAUAUAACGCACAAUCCUGUAAACAAUUAUAAGUGAAUGAAUAAACAAUGCUUUGAAUACGACAUGAAAGCAAUUCAAAAUAUUUAUGUAAAAAAUCAAACUAAGAGUAACUUAAUCUUUUAUACAUCAAACUUUCCUAUAUGAAUUGAUCGCAACCUGGUGUAACGUUUUUUUUUUUUUUUUCUGGUCAUAAAAGACGUGUGUGUUAACAUUGAUUUAGGCAUCACAAGUAGUGCCUUUUUUGUAAGACUUGUGUACAUUAUUCACAAGUAUUUGUUGUGUCUGUUCUGUAUGUCGGCUGUACCGAAUGAAGCAACCUGAUUCUGUGAAACACUACAAAGGUAUUACAACAUCCAGUGACCGUAAAUGGUUGCAACCCAAGCACAACCAUAGAUAGAUAAUCAAGUUAUCAAUCAGGGAGUAUGUUGGCUGUUGCAUAAUUGUGUCAUGCGAAUCAUUCACGUAGAAUUAUCACUCAUAGUAACCCAUAUGUCACAUCUACUUCACACCUCAAAUCAAUAUUAUUUGCUACCUAUGUGUUUGUGUAUAUUUAAUUUGUCAUUACAUGUCAUUCAUGUAAGCAUGUAUCAACUUAGAGGUAAUCUAAACUGUGUGAUAAGCCUAAUGUGUUAUAAAUGGCAACCGGUAAGUGUGAAAACGGGAGGGUCCUUGAGAUGCCAAAGGCCCCUUUGAUUGGUAAUUCCAAAACUAUUUUUCUUUUCUUUUUUUUAGUCAUCACUUGUAAAAUGGUACUAAGUUUACCCAAUAAUUUUGACAAAUCCAGUACUUAGUGAAUUUCAGUGCUCUUUUACUCUCUCUCUUGGUGGAUAGAAGUAUAAUAAUAGUAUCGGUAUUAAGUGACCAUUCUUAGCCAAUCAGAGAGCUUUUAACGGCAUAAUAUUGUCCAGCCGUUGGUACCGUUGCCGUUGACUGCUUCAUGAACACUUCCAAAAGUUAUUAUCUGUAGAUACAUCACGCUUUGUAUACAGAAUAUGUAGAAGUUUAAAUAGUUAAUUUAUGUGAUAUUUGUACAAACCAGAACUUAUAAUAAAAAAUAUAUAAAAAUA
Molecule: messenger RNA, 4629 nt
Organism: Penaeus chinensis
Lineage: Eukaryota; Metazoa; Arthropoda; Malacostraca; Decapoda; Penaeidae
Product: transmembrane protein 64-like
Exons: 7
Source: RefSeq, a predicted model, not a curated record